Epinephelus moara (kelp grouper) is the source of this 1245-nucleotide messenger RNA. It is a transcript of the gene ccr6b, whose product is annotated as chemokine (C-C motif) receptor 6b. Gene Ontology annotation, molecular function: chemokine receptor activity. The record is from RefSeq and is a predicted model, not a curated record. The coding region runs from base 134 to 1222 and encodes 362 amino acids. NCBI's taxonomy places the organism in Eukaryota, Metazoa, Chordata, Actinopteri, Perciformes, Serranidae. Gene Ontology annotation, biological process: immune response; G protein-coupled receptor signaling pathway; chemotaxis. The transcript is spliced from 2 exons. Gene Ontology annotation, cellular component: membrane.
CAGAAGCAGCUUUGACACUGGUGAAGCUCUGAUACCCGGGGGGAGUAUUCUUCACUCUCUUUUGACUUGACAACAUCAGACCAGAGGAUAAAGAAAUUAACUGUGAGAAUCAUCAUUCUGCAAGAUUAAAAACAUGGAGUUUUCGACUUCAGACUAUGAUUAUAGUCAGCCUACAUAUUACCCAGAUGAAGGGCUCUGCAACCUCGACCCUAACCCCAUGGAGGUCACCAUCCAAACAUACAUCCACUCCAUCAUCUGUGCCUUCGGCCUGAUCGGCAACGCUCUCGUGAUCGUCACCUACACAUUCUACAAGAGAACCAAGACGAUGACAGAUGUCUAUCUCUUCAACGUAGCUGUGGCCGACCUGAUCUUUGUGGUGGCUCUGCCAUUUAUCAUCUACAAUGAGCAGCACAGUUGGUUAAUGGGUCCUGCGGCUUGCAAGAUGCUGAGGUCAGCCUACAGUAUCAACCUCUACAGUGGCAUGCUCCUGCUUGCGUGCAUUAGUGGCGACCGCUACGUUGCUAUAGUUCAGGCCAGAAGAUCCUUCGGCACACGCUCACAUGCUCUGAUCUACAGCCGCCUCAUCUGCUCAGCUGUUUGGGUGUUUGCAGUGGCUUUAACUCUGCCCACACUCCUUUACACUGAACGCUUUGAAGAGCAGAAUCUGGGGGCUGACACUGUCACCAUGAUGUGUCAGCUGUCUUUCAGUAAGAAUGAAACAGCAAAGCUAAUGAAGGUGGUGGUUCCCAGCCUUCAAAUGGCCAUCGGCUUCCUGCUGCCUCUGUUGGUGAUGGUGUUCUGCUACGCCAGCAUUGUGUAUACCUUACUGAGAGCACAGAGCAGCCAGAGGCACAAGGCUGUCCGUGUGAUUUUAGCAGUUGUUGUGGUUUUCAUCGUGUGCCACCUUCCCUACAAUGUGACUCUGCUGAACCACACUCUGUCUCUUUUUAAGCAGAGGAGUUGUGAGGCAGAAAAGAUGAAACUCCAAGUGCUGGCCAUUUCCAGGAGCAUAGCCUACCUCCACUGCUGCCUCAAUCCCAUCCUCUACGCCUUCAUUGGCGUGAAGUUCAGAAGCCACUUCCGGCAGAUAAUGUUGGAUUUCUGGUGCUUUAGCAAAAAGUACAUCUACACAACUCGCUCGUCACGUGCCACUUCCGACAUUUGCAUCUCAGGUCGCGUGUCUUCAGAUGGUUGCAACAACAUGUCAUCAUUCACUGCAUGACACAGCAGUGGUACAAACCUUCU